AUGAUCGGCGAAGGUUCAGAGAAUGGUUCUCGGGCCUAUGUACCUCCAUUACGUGGCGCCGAUGAUCAUGCUGCGGAUCCCGACACUUCCGAAGACCCUCUACUCCGAGAUGAAGAGUCCGGCUCCAGUUAUGUUCCUGUCUGGUUACGGGAAUCUUCAAAGACCUUUCGCUGGCGAUGGGUGCCAUUGCCUAUCCGAAAGGUCGGCCGCGCAACUGCGAACUGGGUGAAGGGCCCCAAUCCGCCGCAUUCGUUGUUGCUGAAGCCGCUGUUCCCUCACAUCCAAGAGCUCCCGGUCCGGUACCUGGAGCAAUUCUUCCCUAAGCGGAAGCACAAGAUCUCUUUACUUAUACUCUUAUAUAUUACCUGGUUUCUGCCCUGGACGAUUGUCCUAGUCCAUUCCCGUUCCGCUGGUUAUAUCGAGGGAUAUGGACGGCCGCAGACGCUCUCAUGUGCGACGACCUUUUGGGAACAUGGGAAUGAAUGUGGUCUUAAUGGAAACGACUGUCGUCCAUUCUCCGCCUCGACCGUUGCCUUCCGCUGUCCGGCGAACUGUCGCGAUGCGAAGUUGUUAUCACCGCAUACCGUGGGAAACCAUACUUUCAGUUACCAGAGGCUUGUGGUUGGCGGGCCCCAACCGGGAUCAUCGGAGCCCGGCGUGUAUCGAGCCGACAGUUUUGUGUGCCAGGCUGCUAUCCAUGCCGGCGUCAUCACCAACGCUGUUGGCGGUUGUGGAGUUGUGAAAUUGGAGGGAGCAGCACACACGUUUCCCGCGUCGAAACAGAAUGGCAUCCAAUCGGUGGGGUUUCCAUCCACUUUCCCCAAGUCAUUCAGCUUUAUCGAUUUGUCCUCAUCGCAGGCGACCUGUCCUAAGGAUCCCCGAUGGUCGCUCCUGGGCGUGACUAUUGCCGCUCUCGGCCUACUAUGGCUCUUUUCGACAUCACCACCGAUCCUCUUUGGCAGCACUUUCUUCAUGCUUUUUUGUCAAGUGGGCCUUGUCUCCGACCCGCCCUCAUUCCCUCAGUUCGCCGACCUUGUGUCGAGCUUACUUGCUCGUUUGCUUCCAGCCUCGUUUGUGGUCUAUGUUCUGUACAAGUAUUGUGCACGUCCACUUCUGACGCCAUUGUCUCCCCCCAAGUACCAGCUGACAAAGAUGUUUCUAUUCUUGCCGCCCGCUUUCAUUGGCGGCUUGAACAAUUACACAUUUGCCAGGUUGAUUCCUCUGGAGCGCCUGACACCUCAUGAUAUCCAGCAGCAGCCUGGGGCGAAACUGGCGUUGGCGCUCGUGAUUCCAACUGUGGCCAUUGUUAUUCUGAGCCAGGCUUGGCAGAUCCGACAGGGUGGGUUGAUGCCGCACUACCUCAAGGUCUAUUGCACCAUGGGCCUUGUUCUCCUGAUCCUGCUACCUUUGCCCGGGCUUCGUCUGCGAAUCCAUCAUUACAUCCUUGCCAUUCUGCUGAUGCCUGGGACGGCUCUUCCCACACGGCCGUCGCUGAUCUAUCAAGGGUUACUUCUCGGGCUCUUUAUCAAUGGGGUGGCGCGGUGGGGCUUUGCCUCAAUCAUUGAGACUCCUGCAGCCCUGGGCGAGCAGCUUCCUGGCUUUGACGGGGUCAAAGGCUGGUGGGGGUCAACAUAUCCGAAUAUCACGGAUGCAUCUGUCAUUAUCUCACUUCCCGGUGUGGGGUCGCCCGAACGGUACCCUGGGAAUGGCAACAUCACUUUUGAGCUUUGGGAGCGAGAGCGCAUGGCCAAGCUGGACGUUGAUGGCGUGAGCGUUCUGGUCAAUGACGUGGAACGUUGGCGAGGAUACCUGGACGAAGACAAGCGUGGAGAGUUUACAUGGCACCGGCAUGGACACAACGGCCUCGAACUGUUACACGGACCCACAAUUGAGAGCGACGGUGAGUUCACAAUGAACUCUGCCGAUGCAAAGGACGGCGACAAGCCCGAAGAUCUAUUCUUCCGCUUUGCGUUCCUGAGAGGAGCCGAGGCGGGCAAGUAUGGACCUGCGGGAGUUUGGCUUGAAGAUGGGGUCUGGCUCUCACCACUGGGCCCGACAGCUUAA
Molecule: messenger RNA, 2064 nt
Organism: Aspergillus clavatus NRRL 1
Lineage: Eukaryota; Fungi; Ascomycota; Eurotiomycetes; Eurotiales; Aspergillaceae
Product: LCCL domain-containing protein
Exons: 2
Coding region: 1-2064 (687 amino acids)
Source: RefSeq, a predicted model, not a curated record